Molecule: messenger RNA, 1947 nt
Organism: Silurus meridionalis
Lineage: Eukaryota; Metazoa; Chordata; Actinopteri; Siluriformes; Siluridae
Exons: 1
Coding region: 40-1095 (351 amino acids)
Biological process (GO): G protein-coupled receptor signaling pathway
Cellular component (GO): membrane
Molecular function (GO): G protein-coupled receptor activity
Source: RefSeq, a predicted model, not a curated record
CAGUGCUAUAUGGUCACAGGUUCUGUUCUGUAACAAUUUAUGGUAUUUAUCUGGGAGCCAGACGCAAACAUGGACAGCUCAUCUAACUCCAACUAUAACAGUACAUUUUCUGGAGAUGAAUGGGCAACCACGGGGAGAGCUGUUGUGUGUGUCAUCCUGUCUGUGUGCUUUGUGGUGGGGACACCAGGAAACCUCCUGGUCAUGUGGACCAUCAUGAGGCAUGUAAAGCAGCGCUCUCAUACUCUGCUGCUCAUCAUGCACCUGGCUGUUGCUGAUAUGCUGGUAGUUGUGACCCUGCCUCUGUGGAUCUAUUCGCUGGUCCGAUCCUGGAUUUUUGGUGAGCCUGCAUGCAAGGUCAUGGUGUACAUCAGCUAUGUCUGCAUGUAUGUCAGCGUUUUUCUAAUCACUGUUAUGAGUGUGGAGCGCUAUUUGGCUGUCAGGUACCCUUUCAAAAUGCUGCACUGGAAAAAGAGCAAUGCUAUGAAUUUAAUCUUGGCUGUAGGGUGGACCCUGGCACUCUUGCUUGGACUGCCAGCUAUUUGGACCCAGUCACUUGAGGAGAACAUGGAUGGUGUUCAGCACUGCUUCUCCUCAGAAUUUGGUUCAGUGGCUCUGGAGGUCUUUUUUGCAUGUUCGGAAACAUUGAUUGGCUUUAUCAUACCAUUUGUCACCCUGGCUGUGUGCUAUGUACAAGUGGCUUCGCAACUUCGCCAAAUGCACAGAAAAAGAAAACAGAAAUCUGUGUUCCUUAUUAGUGGGGUGGUGUUGGCCUUCGCUCUGUGCUGGCUGCCCCAUCAUGUUAUGAAUAUUAUAAAUGUUGCAAUGCUGCUCGGAGCACAUGCAGAAAAUCAGGCAGAAGUCUCAGAAGCAGCAGUGUUCAUCUCAGGAGCAAUGGCAUUUAUUAGUAGCUCAGUUAACCCAUUGCUUUAUGCUUUUGCUGCCAGAAGCUUCCAGGGUAGUCUAAGGGAGUCGUCGAUGGCCAGGCUUUUCCAGGAGAUUGCAUCAUAUACUGCCCAAUUAAGAGGGACCGAGCAUCAAACUUCUCACUGUUUGGACCAGGACGCACUCAAAAUAGAGUAUGCAACAGAUGUCUAAGGUGUGCUAAUGACUUCUGACUUGAACUGUGUUUUGUAGGGUAGCAUUGGGAACUGCCAAGGUACUGCUGUUAAUAAAAUUAAAAGAACAAGGAAGGAUGUUUGUUCAUUUCUAUUUAUUCACAAUUCUGAAUAGGUUUAUUAUACAUAAUACUGAAUUUUUAUUUUGUAAAAAAAGACGGUGGACAUUCUUUUCAUUUCAAUGACUCAGCACCUUAAGUCAAGACAAAGGGAAGUUCUCAGUUUUCUUUAGAACAAGAUGCAGUAAACAUCAUGUGUUCAGACUAGACACAAAUUGUGGUUAGGGGGGUUUUACAGUAGUUUAGCCUUUUUAACGCUGGCUAAGAAAUUUGCACAAUAAAACAUUACAUCAAUUUAACUGGAUGUUAUUUUCCCAUUCUUUUGGCUCUUUUAUUUUCAUCCUUUUAAAACCUGAACUACAAUGUUGUGUGCCUUGCGAUUUCUCACCAUUAUUUCUGUUUCUUAGAAGCUGAUGCUAGCUUCUAGAAACUAUGCUAAUCAAUAAAUUGCUUUACAUAGGAAGAAAUAGAAAAAUACCCUAAUGACCUCAUAUGAGUUGUCUGGGUGGGGAAAUCUGAGGUCCUCAUAUAUAAAGUGUUUUAAAGAUUUGUGUGAAAUAGGACAUUGGAUUUUGUUUCAUUUUGUUAUAAGGUUUUUACUAACAUGAGUGAAUAAUGUAUUCCAGCCCAAAAUUACCAAAUGGUAUUAAUCCUAAACAUUACAGUACAAAAUGUUAUAUGAGUAUUUAUUAUCAUUAAGAUUAUUAGAAAUGUUAACAAAAUUUGAUUUCGAAUAAUUCAUUUUAAGGAGUAGGCAUUUUAUAUUAAGUAGU